AGGGGGUCCAGCGAAGAAGAAAUACUUGACAGCCAAAACGGCAAAUCUGGUGGACCAAUUUAAAUGUCCAGCAGGCAGAAGAGGGAGCGACGACAACCUUCCCCGAUUACGUUUUGAUACGAAUAAGCUUUUUCCCGUCUCCUGUCCACCUCCAGUCCUUAAAUUUAAAGAACGAUGAGUCAGCGCCGAGGGUUCCAUUUGGACCAAUCAGAGCUGCUCUGCAAGAAAGGAUGUGGUUUUUAUGGCAACACAGGCUGGCGAGGCCUGUGCUCAAAGUGUUGGCGAGAAGAAAAUCAGCGAGAGAAGCAAAAGCAGAUUCAAGAAGACUGGGCUCUUGCUGAGAGGCUGCAGAGAGAGGAAGAGGAAGCAUAUGCAAGCAGACACCAGAGGACCCAAUCACAACCUACAAUCACACCUUUCUGCAAGUUUGAAGAAAGAAAGACAAAGGAAAAGUCCAGCAAAGUCAACACUGUAACAAAGUUUUUCACUCCGUCCUCAAAAACACCACCAAAAAAAGAUGCUACUUCUUUUGACACCCAGUCCAGCCCAAGUCCCAGCUCCUCAGCAAGCCGACACUCCUCUUUGGACAGUGACCAUGCGACACGAGACUUUAUUGAUUUUCUCAAACCUUUGAAGUCUGGAAGAGAAAUAUUCAAGCAGUGUCGGGCUUUUACUGAGAGCAUGGUGUAUAAGCGGGAAAUGGGAGCUGAUGACCUAUCUGAGUGUGUGCAGGACUUCUACCAAAACCUCUCAGACCGCCUUCAGACUCAGUUCAAAGGUUCAGAUCAAGUAGAGGGUGUCAUGGAUGAAGUAGAGAAGUACAUGAUGACUCGUCUCUACAAAGAGGCCUUUUGUCCUGAAACCACAGAUGAUGAGAAGAAAGAUCUGGCCAUUCAGAAGAGAAUCAGAGAUUUGCACUGGGUCACUAUUGAGAUGCUGUGUGUUCCUGUAGAUGAGGAGAUCCCAGAAGUCUCUGAUAGUGUAGUCAAAGCAAUCACUGAUGUGAUUGAAAUGGAUUCAAAGCGUGUGCCCAAGGACAAGUUGGCCUGCAUAACUCGUUGCAGCAAGCACAUCUUCAAUGCCAUCAAAGUGAGCAAGAAAGAAGCUGCGUCUGCAGAUGAUUUUCUCCCCACACUCAUUUAUAUUGUACUGAAAGCAAACCCUCCACGGCUGCACUCCAACAUCCAGUACAUCACCCGUUUCUGCAACCCCAGCAGACUCAUGACUGGCGAGGAUGGGUAUUACUUCACUAACCUGUGCUGUGCUGUCGCCUUUAUCGAGAAGCUGGAUGGCCAAUCUCUGAACCUUAGCUCUGAGGAGUUUGAACUCUACAUGUCGGGUCAAGCAUCCCCCAAUUGGCCACCAUCUGCUGGUGCUUCUUCCUGCUCCCCAGGCAGUGCAGCUCUCACUCAGGUCCACAAACGUCUGGACCUGUUAACUGGGCUCGGCAAAAGACAGGAGCUCGUCAUAGAGAAGGCUCGCCAGCUGGAGAGUGACCUCAUCGACUGGACAGAUGAAGUGGAGCAGAAGGUGCAGAGUGUUCUGGAAAGCUUUCCAGCAGAGACACAAAACCCUGCUGCAGCCACAGCUAGUGGGACAACAUCUGCAGCAUCAUCAGCAAUAGACUCUGAUAACGUUGAGAACGAGCUACUGCCCCCACCGCUGCAACCUCAAGUAUUUGCCGGCUGAAAUGAACAUUUCUGUUCUACCGUGUAAGCUUUACUCCAUGCUUCUUCUUUUUCCUGCUGUUAAACUUGACAGCAGCUUCUUGAUCUGGAACCCAUUUCCAACCAUCCUCUCCGUCUAAAACUUUCUCAUCACUAUGUUAUGUCUUGUUUUAGUUUGGUACCAAAACUGAAGCUACAACUGACAUCUUGCUUCAUAUUAUUAAGCUAUAGAGAAGGUUAUAGGUGAAUUUUCUCACCUGUGGAUGAAACAAAUUAGUCUGUUUGACUUGAAUAUCCACCUUAAUGUGUAGCUAAACAGACCAUCUUUUGCCUGUUAAUAUUUCACCUACAGUCUAUGAGGUGGCGUGAUUUUACCAUCAAAUUCCACAUGAUAAAGCAAAUAACUGCAAUCUUAAGAUUUUGUUGAACUAUUUCUUUAAUAUGUGGCAACAUGAGGGUUUAUUUCAACAUCCAGGAAGCAGCAUCAUGCGCUGACCAUCAAAUGUGGCUCCUUUUGAUUGCAAAGGAAAACAGUAACUCCACUCUAAGCUCUUCCAAGACACAGUUUGUCACAACGGCAUCUUCAGUACCUCACUGCUUAUUUUUAUUUUUAUCAUUGUUACAUUUAGGAUUGAUGAUUGGGUGUAAUUACAGUCAUAGGUCUAAGUUGGCAUGAGGAACUUUACUGGCAAGAAAGAUCUAAAAGAUUAACAGAAAUCGCCUUUUGAUUAUGUUUUUAGAGGAUAAAAAACAGACACAGCAUAAAAUUGGGAAAUAUGAAUUAAGUAGAACUGGACUUUCCCUCACUAAAAUUAAGCUUCAGCUUAUGCUCAUGAUUUGUGCUGUUUUUAGAGUGUAUUUCCCGGUCUAAUGGAGAAGUAGCCGGAGAGAAAGUUUGUGUGAGUGUAUGGUGAAUGUGCAUGUAUGUUGCAUGCAUUUAUUCAGCUAAUGUUGAUAAAUCAAGAAGUCCUCCAGAUGUGCGUACAGAUAUUGUUGUAAUCCUAGUCAUAAGCUGGAUAUACAGAUCUCGUUUUAUUUUUUUAUGAAGAUGUCUGUUCUUCUGGAUGACAUAAACCUGUAAUAUUUACAGUGGUGAAGAAUAUUUUUUAGUAGCACGUCUACUACACAAACAAUUUUAGGUCAAUCAUAUUAGUAUCCUUUGUGCUCUUGCUGAAUUAAAUAGACCACACAAAAAAGGCAUAAAUCUUACUUCCAAGGCUCCAGUUGCUUGUGAAGAGGCAUAUUUGUUUUUAAGGACUUUUCUUUAAAUCUCAUCCAGACUAAAGUCAUGUUUUUACAAGUUGAAAAGAUGAAGAUUAACUGGUGAAACCUGAUUAUUCUGGCAAUCUUAUAAUGAAGCAAGGGGGUUUUGUGUGUGUGUGUGUGUGUGUGUGUGUUAUGCUGGAGGUAAAUUGUUAUUACCCAAAAUAUUGUCAGUGGGUAAGUAAAGUUAAUUUUUUGUUUGUUGAAAGGGUUUUAAUACAAAUUCACCUGUAGCUUGAACAACCUUUUGUUGCACUGUAUGCAGAAGUUAUUUAUCAGGUAUUUUAAAACAUCUUUGUUACAUUAUUGGCUUGUUUUUGUCUCCCAUUGGAGAAAUGAACUCGAUACAACUCAAUUCUGUCUUUUAUUUAAAAUGUAACUUAUUGAAAAAGUAUUGGUAUAAUUUGAUCUGGAGGUUUACGAUGAAUAAUAAAGAUGAAUGAUGCACUUGGA
Molecule: messenger RNA, 3383 nt
Organism: Melanotaenia boesemani (Boeseman's rainbowfish)
Lineage: Eukaryota; Metazoa; Chordata; Actinopteri; Atheriniformes; Melanotaeniidae
Gene: rabgef1l
Product: RAB guanine nucleotide exchange factor (GEF) 1, like
Exons: 9
Coding region: 175-1689 (504 amino acids)
Biological process (GO): vesicle-mediated transport
Cellular component (GO): endocytic vesicle; cytosol
Molecular function (GO): small GTPase binding; DNA binding; zinc ion binding
Source: RefSeq, a predicted model, not a curated record